Messenger RNA from Serpula lacrymans var. lacrymans S7.9, 1062 nucleotides. It is a transcript of the gene slh1, whose product is annotated as hydrophobin. The record is from RefSeq and is a predicted model, not a curated record. Lineage: Eukaryota; Fungi; Basidiomycota; Agaricomycetes; Boletales; Serpulaceae. The transcript has 6 exons. The coding region runs from base 681 to 1022 and encodes 113 amino acids. Gene Ontology annotation, molecular function: structural constituent of cell wall. Gene Ontology annotation, cellular component: fungal-type cell wall.
AUCGCGACAGUAGCACAGGAUAGGCCUCACUGGCAGAUUCCGUCAGCGGCCCCUUGCUAUUCACAUCGAACCUUGCUCAAACAACACCAGCAGCUAGUCUGCUCUGCUCUAGCAUAAUUUGACUCGACAGAGAUAACCAAAGAUACUGCAACCCUUCCGCCUUCUUAGUACCCAAUGUGCACAUUACAUACCGCACAUCUAACUCCGGGCCAGUUACAUGUAUACAUGCAGCACCACUUUUUGCAAGAUGGAAGACUCCAGAAAAUUGUGAAAUCAACAUGAUACUUAUGAAGUUCCUCUUGACUGUAUUGGAAGAAUGUAUUUCAAGGCGACUAGUCCGUGACUCUUCCCCCCUACUGUCACGAUCUAGCAGUAUUCUUUCCGGGGAGUAUGGAAGCGAUUACUGAUAUCGAUGGAGUACAUAAAAAGGUCUCGAAGCAUCGAUUUUUGUAGCCAUCAAGCUUGCUAGCAUCCUCGCUAGAAGCACAAAGUACGUACAGGGAAUAUUUAUCGUGUUCUGAGCAGAGGCCACGGUCCACCGGUCCACCUCUGAAAAAUCCUAUAAAGACCUCGCUGUUUGAUUUACUUUCAACAGUCUUUCGACGUCUAGUGCUUUCGUUCUCUAACCCAACAUCCCAACACAUUCUUUGAAAGUUAUCCAAAGCUAGCCCAUUAACAAAAUGAUCGCUCGCAUCUCCGCUCUCUUCAUGUUUGCUCUCCUCGCUGUCGCUAGCCCCGCUCGUCGUGACAACACUGUCAAUCAGUGCAACACUAAAUCCAUCAGGUGCUGUGACUCGAUGACCGACUCCAAGUCUUCUGACUUCGAUCCUAAGCCCUUCGCUACACUCUUAAAACUCGAUGUUAGUCAGAUUACUGGCCAAAUUGGCUUCAAAUGCAGUCCUAUUACUGCUGUUGGAGUCGGUGGAGGGUCUAGCUGCAAAUCUGAGCCUGUAUGCUGCACUAACAACCAAUACGAUGGUAUUAUCAACAUUGGUUGCAGUCCGGUCAACGUUAACCUCUAAGCGGUUCGUUAGCGGGAUUGAGCGAAAGGUCACUGUUGGG